Molecule: messenger RNA, 2070 nt
Organism: Acanthosepion pharaonis
Lineage: Eukaryota; Metazoa; Mollusca; Cephalopoda; Sepiida; Sepiidae
Source: the annotation of a GenBank genome assembly
AUGUCAACAAUAACAAACAAUGGAUUAUCUUCGCAAUUGGAUCUACAGACAUCGUCCGAUAUUUAUGUGGACGGCGAUCUUAGAAGAACAACAUCGAAAAACAAAGUUAAAAGGAAUCCGUCCUUAUGGAAAAAGCUACUAGUAAGAAAGCAUACAAUGGAUGGCCAACUCUACUGUGAAUCACAUAUUCCUCAUGACUCAGUGUCUUCGCAGCCAUCAUUGCAACAGGAAAAAGACAAGAAUGGGGAUUGCCUGAUUGAAAUGCUGGAAAGAAUGCAGUGUGAUAGAAUAGAUGACCAACGAUGUGACAUGACAUCUUUCUAUAAGAAAAAUCUAAAUAAUACAACAAUAUCUGAGCCACCUGGACGUUUAACUGGCUUGAACAAAGGGCAGCUGACUCCUACUGGAGAUGGCACAAUAUCACUUUCACAACCUCCAAAGAAAGAAGAUUUCCUUGAAACUUUGAUGCAGUGCCAGGGACGUCGACUAGAUGAACAGCGUUGUCCUCUACCAUCUUCUCUAAAACAAAGUCCUUUACCAGUUAGUGAAUCAGCUGAAGAGCUUCCGAAACAGAAGAAUGAUGAAGACCUUGUCAGAGAAUUGCUCUCAAAGUCUGGUCCCUACCCUAUGAUUUUCUUGCCACAGUCUGGUCGUUAUUGGUUUGACGAAACUCCUAAUGACAGUGAUACACCUGGCAAGAUUAAAUUGGAAAACACUGGAUUAGAAAAUGCAGAAUGUUACCGGAAAUAUUUUCUUGGACAAGAACAUUUUAAUUAUUACAUAACAGAUGAUAUAUUAGGCCCAAUUGUGAUGUCAAUAAAGCUGGAUAAUUCAACAUCUCAAGAAUGUGUACGCAUCAUUUUAAGGACAAGGAACUUUUUACGACAUGAAUAUGUCCCGUCCAAUAUUAUUAGUGAUUCCCCAACUCCAGAUAAAUUAGCAAAACGUUUAUGUGAAGAAAUUUCAAUUGACAAAUUCUACCCUGUUUUAUCUCCAAGAGCAUCUGAAAAAAUUGUAGCCUACGAUGAACAUGUGCUAUGUAGUAAAUAUAAGUUUGGUGUUAUUUAUCAAAAAUUUGGACAGAUCAAAGAAGAAGAUUUAUUUGGAAAUAUUUCUCACAGUGCUGCAAUGGAUGAGUUUUUGGAUCUCAUUGGUAGACAAGUAUUAUUAAAAGACUUUCAGGGUUUCCGAGGGGGACUUGACAUAACACAUGGGCAAACUGGGGAUGUGUCCAUUUAUACAGAAUUCAUGGAUAAUGAAAUAAUGUUCCAUGUCUCUACAUUGCUACCUUACUCAGAUGGUGAUUCACAACAGUUACAGCGGAAGCGUCACAUAGGAAAUGAUAUUGUAGCCAUCGUCUUUCAAGAAGAAAACACACCAUUUAUUCCUGGUGUAAUAGCUUCCCAUUUUCUUCAUGCUUAUAUUGUGAUUCAACCAAUCAAUUCUAACACAGAUAAUGUCAUGUACAAGGUGGCUGUAACAGCACGUGAUGAUGUACCUUUCUUUGGACCCACACUUCCUCAGCCUGCCAUUUUCAAGAAGGGACCAGAAUUCCGUGACUUUGUGCUUGCAAAACUCAUCAAUGCUGAAAGAGCCUGUUGCACUGCAGAGCAGUUUGCCAAAUUGGCAGGUCGAACUCGAGCAGCUUUAUUGGAUGGGUUGUAUAUGGAACUUGACAAGAUGAACUCUGAAUAUUUUGGAGUUUCAUUUCUUCAACCCUCAAAGCAUGAAGGGAACAAAUUUUUGAAUACAGUCAAGCGAGCACUUAGUGGAAAGAACCGGACACCUGCACUGGAUGCUCGAGAUAAUCGGAAAUCCAAUGGCAUAACAGUUUCCCUACCAACUGUUGGAGAGGAUGAGAGGACUCCAACAGUGGCUAAAAAGUCUCCAACAGGUUUCAAUAGUUUGAACCGGAAUCUUUCUGGUGGCUUUGAUAAGAAAAACAAAAUGAACCGUAUGGACAGUCAAAGCACUCAGUCUUCAUAUCGGACAUGGGUAAUCCUCCCAAUGUCAGUCCAGUCCAAGUUCUUUCACAAACUCAACAUCAAGGUAUUUACGCAUUUAUAUUAG